Messenger RNA from Cyprinodon variegatus (sheepshead minnow), 8599 nucleotides. It is a transcript of the gene ppp1r9a, whose product is annotated as protein phosphatase 1 regulatory subunit 9A. The transcript is spliced from 20 exons. Bases 1496 to 4876 code for a protein of 1126 amino acids. Gene Ontology annotation, molecular function: actin filament binding. Lineage: Eukaryota; Metazoa; Chordata; Actinopteri; Cyprinodontiformes; Cyprinodontidae. Gene Ontology annotation, biological process: calcium-mediated signaling; neuron projection development; actin filament organization. Gene Ontology annotation, cellular component: postsynaptic density; actin cytoskeleton; cytoplasm. The record is from RefSeq and is a predicted model, not a curated record.
AAUCAACAUUUACAAUUCUAAAGAGCCUUGUUGCUGCCAGAAACACAGACGCUGACCUGGCCAUAUGUCCGGGGUCCCAGAGGGCCCGGUCCCAGCUUGAUACAAUCAAUAAUAGCAUUUAACAGCCACUAAAUCUGGUGAUGCUGGAACAACCUGAGUCCACCAUGUCUCUUUUUUGAAGGCAAUGGCUGAGCAUGAAUAAUCCACACAAUAGCUCAUCUGGCUGCAGCUACUGCGAACAAAACGUCAAUCUCUGGGUUAGUUUAAGACCAAAAAUAAAACCUCUUUUUAUUUCACCCUAUAAAGGCUGAUUUUUUUUUUCACUCCAGUUCUAUGAUCUGAGCCUAUGAGCCUCAGCAGCUUUCCAGGAAAGCAAAGGACCAUUUUCAGACACUCAAAGGUCAAAUACUAGCUCCGCCCUUAAAGCCAGGUUGAUAUGGUGUGAACAUUUGUUAUAGGUAAAGAAAUGGGGCCCACAUGGAAAUAAAGGCCCAGAAUAGGAUAAAAAAAAUAACCAAUGAUCCCAUCAAACAUCAAUCUAUCAUUAUACAGCAGUAACUUAGCAGAAACACACUCCAGAGUUGAGUCUCCUUUAGGCCGCGUUUCACCUCCACCCUUGUAAGCCAGCAUAAAUAAAGAUCAGUCACUUAGUGUGACAGGAGAGCUGCUUAUAGCCCUCAAUCUGCUUAUUUGUGCCUGGGCGACUCUGCCAGGCUUUCUCCAGAUGAUGAAUCUCGGUUCUCCAUCCAGGUGUAUAAUACAUCACCGAUUAAAGGUUAAUGCUAAACUGCACACUCCUGCAUCUGCUGACUUUCCUCUGGGAAAAAUGACAGACAGGACAAACUGGAUGAUACUUUAAAUAUGCCACAAAUCCUCCCAGAAAACAUAAAAAAAUAAAUAAAUAAAUCUGUUCCCUAAAUAAUUAUGAAAAAUCUUUUCAUAAAUCAGCUCAGAGGUUUAGAAAACGUUGCAUGUGGCAGUGAUAUAACUUGGUAACAGAGCUGGAGAGCGGUGGAAAUGGCUAACCAGAUUUUAUGCAUUUCUUUGCUGACCUUGGAACAGAUCACGGGAGGCCUCUCAGAAACUCUGAGCUACCAUAACAGUUUUAUCCAGCAGAGGUAGAGCCAAGGCGGUGCGUGUCCCUCUGAGCCUCAUAUGCACAUUUCUUCCAGGUCAGGAGGAAUUCAUGUGCUUUCUUGGUGGUUGGCAAGAAAGCAGAAACAGCUAGGAUUGUGACUCUUUGUGUCCGGCCAUUCUGCCUCUGAUGAGUCUAAACUUGUUAUUCUGCAGUCACACAUGGAAGUGAAAGUAGCUACUGUCGCAACAUGAACUAGAGGACUAAGGACAACAGUGGACACAAAGCAACAAGACUCAUCACCAAGAACUCUAAAAAGGUGUGACUAACUUUGAAGCACUGGAAUAGGCCAAAAUAGACUCUGGACUAUGAUGAGGUCACCGCAAUGCUGACAUUGCCUCUAAAUCCAAAGACAUCAUCAUGCUGAAGACGGAGGUUUCGGGGGAGAGAACCAGCCUCCGCAGUAACUCCCCCCACCGUAAUGCCUACCGGGCUGAGUUUCAGGCUCUAAAGAGGGCCUUUGACCAGCCUCGGAUUGAUGGAGACUCGAAGCCCAAAGAUCUUGAGCGGCUUAAACAACCUAGGGGUCGCCAGUAUGGAGCUCAUGUUAGUCGCAUUAAGGACAUGUUUAUGCAGAUGGGUUCAGAAAAUACAUCAAAUAGAGCCAGGAGUAGGGAUGAAUCCUCACCGCAAAAGCUAGUGAAACCCACCAACUUCAUAAACAAAACUGAUGGAUCAGUCAUCAAACUUCAACAUUCUUCAUCUGCUGAAAGGAUCGGGGGUGCAGGGGCAAAGUUUUCAGAGACAAGGAAACUAUUUGAGCAGCAGUCACGUGACCAAUCCCAAUCACCAGUCUUUUCCUACGGACGGGAUAAGAGGGGCUCUCAUGAACAUCUUGACGACUGGAGAGGAGCCAGGUCCAACAGAGGAAGCACAGACUCCCUGGACUCUUUGUGCUCUAGAACCGAGGCGUCAUCACCAACCGUCAGUCAGCUCAGCGCUGUUUUUGAAAAUGCAGACCAAAACAAUCAGGGGGGAUCCUAUAGAGGAGUCAGUAGGAGAGCCCUCUACUCACCUGAUGGAUCCUACCGCCAAGGAGGUGAUCUCAGCGAAGAUGAUUCCCGACAAUCUCCGAUACGUGGAAACUACCGGAACAAGAUAGGGGGUAAGCUUCCUGUCUCUUCAUCUGCUGAGGACCUCCUAAACCCCAGUCCUGGAGCCGAUACAUUUGAAGCCAAAAACGAAUCUUCACAAGAGGAAGAAAUCCAAGAAAAAAUUAGUGAAACUUCUAGAAGAGACAGACAAUAUUUGUAUAGUGCCACCACCAAUGGAAGCCAAGUUAAUGGUUCUUGCGAAGAAGAGGAAAAUCCCUCAGACUCAAUAACUGCCAUUGAGGAUCAUAAAGUCACUAAACCCUCAAACUCUACUGAUGGUGCUGUGAUUACCAAAAAAGCUUAUGAAGAUGCUACGCAACACCCACUGCCCACCACAACCCUACAAACUGGUGAAAGCAAAGAUGAUGCAUUUGCUUUAAAGCAGGGAACCUUUCCUGAGACACUAAAGGAUCAAACAGAAGAACCUGAGGAUGAAUAUACAGGAAAUGAGCGGGUGAUUUUUAAUGCAGAUGGCGACGCCUGCUACCAGGGUUGGGGGGAAAGCUGUACUGAUCCCGAUGAUGACCUGUAUGGCGAUGAUGAGGAUAUUGUAUAUGACCCUGGCUCUGAUGUGACAGAGAUCCCUGGUCUGCCGGAAGAGAACAAGGAGGACAUCCCACAUAAGAGGAAGAUUCGCUUCAGCACUUCUCCCAUUACAGUGUUCAACACCUACUCCAACGAGGACUACGAUCGCCGUAAUGAGGAAGUGGAUCCUGUGGCCUCCUCGGCAGAGUAUGAGCUGGAGAAGAGGGUGGAGAAACUGGAACUCUUCCCUGUGGAACUGGAGAAAGAUGAAGACGGUCUUGGGAUCAGUAUUAUCGGGAUGGGUGUCGGUGCUGAUGCUGGCUUGGAGAAACUGGGCAUCUUUGUAAAGACCGUCAUAGAGGGCGGAGCUGCUGAGAGAGACGGAAGGAUCAAGGUGAACGACCAGAUUGUAGAAGUGGACGGGACCAGUCUGGUGGGCGUGACGCAGAGCUUUGCUGCUUCAGUCCUGAGGAACACAUCAGGGGUGGUUCGUUUUGUGAUUGGCCGAGAGCGUCCAGGUCAGCAGAGUGAGGUGGCCACGCUCAUCCAGCAGACCCUGGAGCAGGAGAGAAGGCAGAGAGAGCUUCUGGAGCAGCAGUACGCCCACUAUGACGCUGAUGACGAUGAGCAGACAGGGGAGUAUGCCACAGAUGACGAGGAGACGGGAACAACGGCGGGUGAUGAAAAGAGCAUAGAGGUGUUCGAUCUGCCCGAGACCGAAGACAUCUUGUCUCCUUCAGAGUUAGAUGCCACAAAACUCUACCAGAAGUUCAGAGAGCUCCAGAUCAAGCAUACAGUGACUGAGGCUGAGAUCCAGAAGCUGAAGAACAAGUUGGCCUCCGUUGAGAAGGAGAAGCAACGCUGGGAGAAGGAGAAGAGCCAGCUGAAGGCGAGCAUUGAGGAGAACAAGGAGAGGAUGUUGAAGCUGGAGAGCUACUGGAUCGAGGCCCAGACUCUCUGCCACACCGUCAACGAGCAUCUGAAGGAGGCCCAGGCCCAGUACCAGACUCUGGAGAAGAAAUACAGCAAGGCCAAGAAACUCAUUAAGGACUUCCAGCAGAAAGAGGUGGAGUUCAUCCAGAAGGAAGAUGCAGAGAGGAGGCGGCUGGAGGAGGCUGAGAAAGCUCACCUGGCUGAGAUCCAGGGACUACAAGUUAGGAUUGCAGCGUUGGAGUCCGAGUUAAUGCAGCUGAUGAAGCAGAAUGGCAUCCAGGUCAACAACAACAACAGCAACGGCUCUGAGAGGCUCAGCGCUCAGCAGCAUAUCCGCAGCGGAGCGGCAGCUCUACCUACAGUUUCUUCUGCAGAAGUAAAGCACUCAUCCAGCAUAAAGACAGACUGCUCAGGAGAUGGUGUCGGCUUUCCAGAAGGACAGAUCUCUGAGGCACAUGCAAGCCCCUCCCAAACCUCUGGAUCAGUUUGGACCAGUGCAGAGGGGUCCCCCAGAAAAACACCACUUGGAGCUCAAUCUGUUUUAAUGUCAAGCUCAACGCAAAAACUGGAGGAACUUGGUUCUGCUGAGCUGCCAGCAGAGAGCAGUGCAAAGGAUGAUCCAAAGGCUAAGAGCUCCCUUUCUUGGCCCCAGUUCUUCUCCUAUUCAUAUUAUGUGGCUCCAGCUCUGCGCGACGACGUGAGCGCCAGCAGCAGCAGCAGCUCAGUGGAGAUCAGUGGUCUGCUCGGCGCCGCCAAGAUGUCGGGGCGCUCACACACCCCAGUGCUGUCCUCAGACGAGAGUCUGGAUAUGAUAGAUGAUGAGAUCCUAGAAGAAGCGCAGUCCUUCAAGCAGCAUCAGUGGCAGAACCGCAGCAUCACAGAGUGGACCUCACAGCAGGUGGCCAGCUGGCUCACAGGCCUCAAUUUAGAACACCACAUCCCAGAAUUCACUGCCAAAAACAUAGACGGGGAGCAGCUGCUGCAGUUGGAGAGUGCUGAACUCAAGACCCUGGGUGUCACUUCUUCCCAGGACCGUACCCUAAUCAAGAAAAAGAUCAAAGACCUUAAAGUUCUAAUGGAGAAGGCCAGGCGCAACCAGGAGAAAGUUGAGAAACAACGGCAGAAAAUACGCAAGCGAGAACUGGAGCAGCAGCAGAAGGGUGCAUGCAAAGAAAGCAACAUUGAGUGAAAAAAAAAAAGACCUUACCUCCUGUUGUUGUACUCUAGCGCCACAUAGAGUAGCAUCUAGUGGCACAAAAAGUCAGCAGGUUCCCGAAACCCAGAGGGACGCCUGCUCUGUAGUUCUCAACAUUGGAGCUCCACAGCUGACGGAAGGGGACCUAUUCACCCUGUAAACCAAAACCAGAACAAGCUUUUGGUUGGUUUUUGGGAUCCUGCCCUUUGUUUUCUCCCUUUUUUUCCCAUCCUGUGAUUUUACACUUUUCCAGAAGUUACUGAGUUCUAUUUAUUUUGCUGUUUAUAGCUGUAAAUUGGGUUUAUUUAUUCAUAUCCAGAGUAACGUUUGUGACAUUUUAAUCACGCCCUCCUCCCAUACUGUCACAGAUAAAACCCAUGUCCAUGUACAGCGAUAGAUACAGAUAAUAAUAUGUCUAAUGUGCCAUUUUAAUAGACUUAUGUAAAUCUAAAUGAGCAGUAUAUACUGCUUUUGUGAAGCAGAUCAGGUCUGCCAUCUCUCAACACAAGGUGUCUCCAUGCUGCUUAUGUUCUCCAUCCAAGGAAGCAGAACAUGGGAGGGAGAUGCUCUGUUGGAGAACACUGGAAUUACAAACACUGUAAAUGUUAACAUUAUAUGUUGAAAAAGCAGCUAUCAGGGUACGACUGAAAAAAGCCGUACUGUAUUGACUGGACUGGGUUUGUAAUUGAUCUUCAGGUACUGUGUAAGCAGUGAAUUUGUAACCUAAUCAAAUCCUCAAGAAGCUCAUUUAUUGAAACUUCCUGCUCAUAUGCAUAACAGUCCUCCGACUCCUCCAAUAGCCUGCUUCUGACCUCUUUUGUAAGUCUGUAAAAGAGUUCAAUCCUGCUGCUGCCUUUGGUCAUGCUAGAGUAGUUGAAUACUUCCUGAGCUCUACUUGCUUCUGUGUGCGUGUUGAAACAACUGCUAAGCUAAUUCUCUUAAAUUCUUUAUUGUUGUUAUUUUUAAUGACUUAUGUGUAAAAACCAUGCCUGACACAGUAAUGUUGCACUGGAAGUCCACAUCAUGGAGAGAUGUACCAAUCUAACUUUUAUUUUGGAUUUCUGAUCGAAUGAUGCUGAUAUUUUUUUUUUAAACCAUGAGCAUACCACACAUACAACAUAGCACUUUUUUUUUUAUUUUUAAAGCUUAGCUGCUGGGAGCAUUACACAAGGUUAUAUUAAUAUUUAAAAAAACAGGGACAAAAUGGCAAAGAAAGAGCAGCUUUACCAAAAUCACAAUCUUCUUUUGGUGUUUUAUUUUUAUGAUCUACAAAAAAAACACAAAUGCUUUUCCAAAACCAGAGUAUUCCAUUAAAUAUAUAGAUCGAUGGCUCAAAAUUAUAAGAAAAAAAUGAAAAAAAAAGGUGAAGCUUUACGCGGGGCUCACACUGAACGCGGUGCAGCAAGGAACCAAAUCAACCAAAAUGGAACCAAAAUCAUUACAAGCAAUACGUACACUCAGCCAUGGUGAAGUGCGGGUGCUGUAACCGAGGUGAUGUUGAUCAACAAAGUCUUUACGCAAGAAGGAGGUUUUUGCCAAACAGGAAUAGCACCACCGACCUACAAUAAUCUGACUGCCGAAAAACAAAUAGGCAAAAUAGAGAGAGUGGAUAUUGGACGAUGAGAGGGAUAAUUACACUUAGACAAACUUUAUUAUCAUUUUGUAUCACAGAGUUCAUUCAAAACGAAAUUUUUGAUGCAUACAGCUUUUGAACAGUGAAUGAACCGCUAACAACAUGAUAUGAACUUUACCAUUGAUAAAGCACAGCAGUGAGCAGAAAGUAGACCGUGUAGGAGAAAAGGAAACCAAUUUAAAGUCAUAGUGCAAAAGGCAUUAAUAUGGAAAGGUUCAGUGCAGCGCAAAAUAAAUGAUUAUGCUGCAAAAUGCAGUAGAACAUUAAGCUGUGUUUUAUUUAAAGAGAUUAUGAAAAAGUCCGCCACAUUCGUAGUGCAAAUAUGUUUGAUACAGAGUCUUGAUUAGAGGUUCAAGAGUCUGAUGGCAGCGGGGGGAAAAGCUGUUACAGAAUCAGCUGGGCCUGUAGGGAAUGCUGUGAAAACUCUUCCCAGAGGGCAGCAGGGAGAACAGUCCAUUUACAUGCACCAAAAAGUUUUGACCGACUCCAGGAUAGAGCUUGAACCCAUUUGAACUCUUUAUCUCUCUAGUGCUGUUGUUGCAGCUGGAGAUGCAGGAGGAAGCACCUGGUUGCAGUGACUCUCUGCAGCACAGCUCAGCAGCUGCGCCGUGUUCAGUGUGAGCCUGGUUUUAUAUAUUCCCAAAGUUCAGUGGUUGGCUAAAAUCCAUCAAUAAUAUAUGUUAUGAAACAUACUACAUACUGUUUUUGAAACUAUUAGUUAUUCAGGUGUUAAAAUUCUGUAGUGUUGUGACUGAACUAAAUAUAAAAACUGGUAGCUAAAGUUUUGUUUAACUUACCCAUUUUUAAAAAUAUCAAAUAGUUUUUUUGGGGGUAUAAUUUACACAAACCUUCAUAAAGUUGGCCUUUAAACAAUCCCCUAAAUUAUAAAUUUACAUUCUUGCCAUUUCCUAACGGUGAUCUUCACUCUGCAUCCACACUGAAGAGUGUUGCUGUUAGACGAUCCUGAUAGGUCUUACACUGGUGCAUUCUCAGAUUCUCAUGAUUAUUUUUUUUAUUUCUAUUUCCAACAUCGGUUGUAAACUUAAACAGAAAAACGUUUGAUUCUGUUCACUAUCCAUUCGCUUGGUGCAUCUCCACCAUCAAUUUCUUAUCCAACACAGUAAUUGCUACUGUUAUGACCUUAUGCAUUUUGAAGUUAUUUGUACUAAUGUUAUUCAAGACUCUGAAAGUCUGCUCCCCAUCACCAGGAUAACAUUUGAUGCGAUGUGCACCACAAUUACCAUUUUGUCCAAGGAGACUUGUUAACUUGCUGCUUACAAAUUAGGAACAGGCCUCACCAAUCACUAUUAUUUAUCUAAUAUAUUUUACUAAGUAUCUAUAUGUUCUUUUUUAACUUAUGAAAAGAGUUUUAUAAAUAGUAAACAUUGAUUAAUCAAGAAUUUUAGGAUUAAACCCUUUUUCCUAACCAUGAUUAAACCCUCCCAUUCAAACUGAGUCAGAAGGAAAAAUAUAAAAGUUCAUCCAAAGAGAGAAGGAAAAAGCAGUCAUUUCCUGUUGUGCUUGUGGUUUUCCUCUCUUGCAACCACAGUACUUCAGUGCUACUGCAAAAGGUUUAUUCUUAUGAAAUAUUUUCUAACCCUCUGUGAAUAUCCAGCAAGCUGGACUCUUUUGACUCCUUUUUUUGUAUGUACAGUUAAACACUAAAAGCAAUAUGGUGUCAGAACCCUGCAGAAGCCUUGUUUUAUAUUGUGUCAGUGUGUUUGCGCAACUUGCCUGAGGCUUUAGAAGACCCGAGCUACCAAUGUGACUCCGCUGUGAAUCUUUUCUAUGUGUUUUUGUUUUGUCCGAGCUUGCCUGGGCUGACUUAUCCCAUGUAAGGAUGAGAAACUGGUGCUUCUGGCAGGUGAAGAUAUAACAAAGGUUUGAGUCAAACUUGGAGACGUUUGUCUUUUAUGUGCAUUAAAGAGUGAAAGACGUUUGCCAUAAAAAGUAAGUCAUGCUUUUACCCUUAUAAAGCUGCCCCCCUCCCUCUUUGCCUUGCUUUUUUUUUUCUUUUUUUUUUGCAUUCUGCAGUUUGAAAGGGCAGCGAUCUGUCACGCUAAAUAAAAUGUGCUGUCAUUGUC